UGUAGCCGGGGUAACCCGACCCAGCACUGCGGGCCAUGGCCUCCGGGGCCGGCGGGAGCUGGGGUCGCACCACGGCACCGGGUGCUGCCCCGACGCCCUGGGUGACCGUCGUGCAGCCCCCGCCGUGGGCCGCCCCGCCGCAGCCGCCGCAGCCGGGCCGCGUGAAGGAAGGGCUGCUGGAGCUGCUGCUGUUGCAGAACGCGCAGGUGCACCAGCUGCUGCUCUGCCGCCUGGCCGAGGGGGCGCUGGACUCCGCGCCCGCCUCACCCGGCCCCGCAGGAGCCCGUCUGUCUCCCCUCCCUGGUGUGCACACUCCCCAGGGCUUCCCAGAGGCUCAGCAGGGAGAGCUGGAGGAGGAGGAACUGGGCGCCCAAGACCAAAGGCCUCUGGUGUUCCACCACCACUACCUGCCCUGCCCACUGCCCUCCCUGGGCCCCCUGCCAGCCUGGCCGGCCCCUCUCCUGCCCCCUCCGCCACAUCAGCACCACUGGCAGGAUGCACCCAGGAUUCAGCACCGUCCUCCUGCCUCCAGGAAGAGGGAGGGGAGAGCCGUGCCUCCACCCCCGCCCCCCAGUGCCACAGGGACUGUGGGCGCAGAUGUACCUCCAGCUUCAGACUACUACGAUGCUGAGAGCCUACUCUGAGGAGCGAGACACCCAGGGCCUCGCCUGUGUCGUCCUGCUGCCCCUUGUCGCCUGCUGACUGCACCCAUGGCUGGCCGCCCUCCCUACCUCUCCGCCCCUGCCAGGCCUCUGCUCCUGCUGGCUCAGGCCCCCACCCCACUGAGUUCUGCAGGAGCUCCCUAGAGCCCCGUGCAGGGCCUGGAAACCACGGAUGCCCAACUCCGCCCACUGCUGCCCGCCUGACCAGGAGAGGCCUGGGCACCAGAGCUUCGGCCCUUCCCCCAGUCCCCAGCCUGGGAUGACAGGAGCUCGGGCCGGGAUGUCUCCUUUUGGCCCAAGGAUGGAGUCAGGGCUGCUUCUGUUACCCUGGGUCUCUGAGGACCCCCACAGGAGACAGAUGGGCCCAGGGUGAGGGAAAGGCCGAACUGGGAUGAGCCCUGAAGCUGAGCCAGUUCCCUUGGGGCCCCUCAGUGCAGGAAGCAGUCUUGGUUGGCUAAAAGGAGAGUCGGAGCCGGGUCCUUCUCCCACUAGAAGUGGCUGAGGUCUGCAGACCACGUGGGAACACAGUGCCCCCUCUGCCCCACUGGGCUUGGGGUUUCUCCACCCUCCCCAAGUAGGAAUUGGCCAGAUAGCAUGUGUG
Molecule: messenger RNA, 1263 nt
Organism: Oryctolagus cuniculus (rabbit)
Lineage: Eukaryota; Metazoa; Chordata; Mammalia; Lagomorpha; Leporidae
Source: RefSeq, a predicted model, not a curated record